GUCUAUGGUGUAGGAUUUAUUAAGGUGUAUGUGCACUGUUUUGCGGGCACUCGCGGACGUGUGCAGAUAUUUAUGUCCUUAUAACGUGGUUUAAUCAUUGCUACAAGUUGAAAUAUGAUUCCAUAUAAUUUGCAUUCGCGUAAUCGUUUUUGUUCACCUUCAAUCAUUUUGUUCGUCAUCCGUCAACGUGCGUGACGUGCGUCAGCGACACUGAUGCGAGAACGAGUGUUCUCGCAGAUCAUCUACUGCGAACGAUAAUGUCAGGCAGCAGUGAUUCCGAGGAGUUCUUCGAUGCGGAAGAUGACUCGUUUCAUCGUACAUCGCGAAAAAUUAAACAACGUGAGUGUACCAAUGUCGAAGUGAAGUGUACCAAUGUUGAAGCUGAUAAAGCAUUAGAAGUUUGUAAACAAAUUGAUGACAAUGUUUUUACGAAGCCUGCUAUCCCUAAAUCAACUAUUGAUCUAAAGAGUUAUAUAUCUGUAGAUUGUGAGGAAAAUAAAGAUAAACUUGUCGAAGGUGGUGUGGAAUCAACUACAGAUAAAAUUGUAGGGAGGAAGCGAUUUCGCGAACUUCGACAACGUAUGCAAACAGAGGACGAUGAUAUUCCGAUUAAUAAUUCUCCCCCAGAUAGUCAGACAUCUUCCAUUGAGGGUGUUUAUCCCGCUCCUUCGAAAACAACUCAUCCAUUUAGAAUCAUAGAACAUGAUACUCUCAGUUUACAAAGUAUGACUUCUUUAGGACGAGUUGGACGAAUUUUGGCAGGAGCCACAGAUAAUACUUCCGGUGUGCUUAUACCUGGUUUAUCCCAAUGUCCUCCUCCCAAUGCCCUUACCCGUGAAGGUCAAAUGUCCUCCAUUGCUAGUAUUCCAAGCAAAGAUGAGGACACAACCUCUGGUAAAGUGUCCCAAUCUUCGAGCGUUCUUACAUUAUCAGGGGAUGUCCUACAGGAAUCUUCUAUUAACGGCCGAUCCAAUUAUCCUUCUCAUUCGCAAAGCGACAAGACUGUUAUACUUCAAGAACCUGACGUUAUCGCGAGUACAAAAAAUAAUGGGAAAUUAACAGAAGAUGUUGCCAUUUCUGGUGUGCCCGUUGCUCCUCCGCGUCGUAAAAAAAAAUCAAAACCUCAUACACCUACUGACCUCACUCCUUCUGCGGAAACACUUGUACCCGCAUCGCCGCUUCCAAGUCCAGCGAGCACUAUAGAAUCGAUUACUAGAGAAUUCGAGCACUCUCUUGAUAUCCGAUCCGCCACGAAAGGGCAAUAUGUUGUUAAACCGCAGGAUGAGGAUAAAUUGAAAGCAGAAGGGCCAUCUUCCGAGGAAUUGGAAAGGGUGGAAAGAAUGAAAGCAGAUCUGUUUAGUCGAACGAUCGAAAAGUCCAGUAGUCCAUUAGGAUCAGCAUCGAGCAACAGUAUUGGCCGUUAUUCCUUGGGUCCGCAUAAGUUAUCAAGCAUGAGUCCACAAAGUUCCAGAGAAAGGCGUAAAUCUGCUGGUGACCAAGAUAUGAUCAAACAGUUAAAUAUGUUUGUGAGGACUAGGACAGAUUCUGGCAAGCGUCUUACCGAUAUGGAAAUUUUGGAGCAAGUGCCUGUAACAAAUUUAGAUACAGGAGAACAGGUGCCAUUAAGUAUAGCAGAAGAUAAAUUACCACAGUGUAUUAAUCCCUUGUCAUUACAUAUUAUGAGACUCACUAAAUCUAAAUACAUUAGCAAUUCUAGUCUUGAGAAAGAAAAAGAAAGUGAUGAGGAAAGCGUAGAUAGUAAAAUGUCUAGUAUACCUCCAGACGAAGAUGUGUCUGUAGAUAAAGUUCGUAAACGAACACAAAAGUUGAAACGAUUUUUAGGAUCUACUGUCAAAAAGACUAUGAAUAAAGCCAAAUCCAUUGCGCACGAUGUAUCGCAUGCGAGACACAAAGAAGAUGUUAUGGAUAUAGUGGACGAAGUUUAUCCUGGUGAGCAACAAUAUAUAAAGUUGAAGGCGUCAAAUAGUCACAAAGGUCCGUAUGAAUUCAGUUGUCUGCAGCAUGUUCAAGAUCUUAGCGGAGAACAUAUAGGACCUGUUUGGUGUAUGAAAUUCUCCACUUGCGGCCGACUGUUGGCCACUGCGGGACAAGAUCGAGUUUUGAGAAUUUGGAUUUUACGAGAUGCUUUUACAUAUUUUCAGGAUAUGCGUACAAAAUAUAAUGCGGAAAAGGUCAGUCCUACUCCUUCGCAGGAAUCGUUAGUUUCACAGCAAUCUAUGGAAGAUCCUAACAUUGUGGCUAGUGCCUUCAGUGAAAUUGAAGGAACAAAAAGUCCAUUCAUGCCAAAGCCGUUUUGUACAUACACUGGUCAUAUCUCUGAUUUGCUUGAUGUUUCAUGGUCUAAGAACUAUUUUGUUUUAUCUUCAUCGAUGGAUAAAACUGUGCGACUUUGGCAUAUAUCUCGCAAGGAAUGUUUAUGCUGCUUUCAACAUAUUGAUUUUGUCACUGCUAUAGUAUUUCAUCCACGGGACGAUCGAUACUUUCUUUCAGGAUCGCUUGAUGGCAAAUUGCGCUUAUGGAAUAUUCCAGAUAAAAAAGUUGCCGUAUGGAAUGAAGUAGACGGGCAAACGAAAUUAAUUACCGCGGCGAAUUUUUGUCAAAACGGAAAAUUUGCUGUUGUAGGAUCGUAUGAUGGUAGAUGUAUAUUUUACAAUACAGAUCAAUUGAAAUACCACACGCAAAUACAUGUACGAUCGACAAGAGGUAAAAAUUCCACCGGUCGCAAAAUUAGUGGAAUCGAACCUAUGCCGGGAGAAGACAAAAUUUUAGUUACAUCGAACGAUAGUCGUAUUCGUUUAUACGAUUUGAGAGACUUAAACUUAUCGUGUAAAUACAAGGGAUACGUUAACAUUAGUAGUCAAAUUAAAGCAAGUUUUAGUCCAGACGGACAAUAUAUAGUCAGCGGUUCUGAAAAUCAAUGCAUUUAUAUUUGGAAAACCCAUCAUGAUUAUUCCAAAUUUUCUAGUGUCCGUAGGGAUCGAAAUGAUUUCUGGGAAGGUAUAAAGGCUCACAAUGCUGUAGUAACUUGUGCCGUAUUUGCGCCGAAUCCAGAUAGUAUUAUUAAACAAAUUGAGGCGAGAGAACAAUGGGAGAGCAAAGAGGAGGCAAAAAGCGUAGAUAGUUCUAACAUAGGUGUUGUUCCCGUUGAUCCUGUCGUCGAACAACGCACUAAAGGCUGUGGAGGCCAUGUCCUUGUGAGUGCCGAUUUCAAUGGAUGUAUUAAGGUUUUUUUAAACAAAACAAAACCUAAACAUAGCUCUCUACCGGCAUCUGCACUCGCAUAAUGUAAUAAUAUUGAAUAUUUGCGUGAUAUUAAAUACAAAUAACACGUAUAUGCUUAUAUCCACGCGUAUAAAUAAUCUUUUUGUCUCUUGUGUGUAUGCCAACUUUACUAUGCGCUCGUUUGAAUUAAGAAAUACAAAAUUGUAUACAAUAAUUUCUUUAAU
Messenger RNA from Camponotus floridanus (Florida carpenter ant), 3467 nucleotides. Its product is annotated as WD repeat-containing protein 44. The record is from RefSeq and is a predicted model, not a curated record. Lineage: Eukaryota; Metazoa; Arthropoda; Insecta; Hymenoptera; Formicidae. Bases 258 to 3305 code for a protein of 1015 amino acids. The transcript is spliced from 6 exons. Gene Ontology annotation, molecular function: protein binding.